Messenger RNA from Hyalella azteca, 4991 nucleotides. Its product is annotated as ubiquitin carboxyl-terminal hydrolase 20. The coding region runs from base 64 to 4062 and encodes 1332 amino acids. NCBI's taxonomy places the organism in Eukaryota, Metazoa, Arthropoda, Malacostraca, Amphipoda, Hyalellidae. Gene Ontology annotation, molecular function: zinc ion binding; cysteine-type deubiquitinase activity. Gene Ontology annotation, biological process: protein deubiquitination. The record is from RefSeq and is a predicted model, not a curated record. The transcript has 13 exons.
UGACGGUAUGUGUCAGAACCAUAGACACCGCAUAUACCGAGGGGUUUCGGGAGGAAUAUCGUAAUGUGCGAAGCAAUGUCUAUUAAAAUUUCUUGUGUUCACUUAUAUACUUUGGAUCUAAACUUGAACGAUGCUAUCCUUCUGAAGAAACGUCAGGAUGGUCGAUGUGGAGAAUGCACUUCACAUGUGCCCAACAAGGCCAUAUGGCUGUGUUUACAUUCUGGUUGCCUGAUGGUUCUAUGUGGGGGUGAAGGCUCUAAUGGUCAUGCUGGUGAACACAAUGCUGCUCUGCCAGGGCAUUGUCUCGUCAUGUGUCUUGACAAUUUCAGGGUCUGGUGCUACCUCUGUGAUAUGGAGGUAACAGACUCAAUUCACCAACAACUGCAGCUCCAGAUUGGAAAGGAGAACGUGCAUAUUGAUUCUGAAGACUGUGAGGAAGGUCUGGCUAGUAAUGUUGGGAAAUUUGAACCAAUUACAGUGGAUGAGGUUAAAGAAGAAUAUGAUGUAGAAGACUCUGAAGAUGACUCAGUGUCCAUAAUCUCAUCUCAAUUGAAACCUAGAGGUGUGGUGGGCUUACGCAACCUUGGCCUGACAUGCUAUAUGAAUGCUGCUCUACAAGUGCUUGGCUUCAGCCCUGGCAUAGCUUCUUUCUUCCUCAAUUGCCCUGGUUCCCUGAUUGGCAUUAAGAAGGAACGACCCCUUGCUCUCACAUACAGAGACCUCAUCCGUGAGGCGUGGCAUUCUGAAUCGCCAAGCAGCAUUGUGCCUUCUCAGCUUUAUCAUUGUUUUAAACAACUGUAUCCAAUGUUCAGGGCAUUCAGCCAGCAGGACAGCCAGGAGUUCUUGCGUUAUUUCCUAGACGAGAUACACAGCGAGCUGCGUCAAAUGGUUCCUGCUGUGUACAAUGAGCAAGAUUCAGAUGAGAGCGAAGACGAGUGCGACUCUGACUGUGAGCUACGCAGCGCGGCUGGCGAGUCAUGCUGCUCCCUGGGCGACGCGCCGUCAGAGUCCCGCCUCUCCCGUGACCCCAGCGACGGCCACGACAGCGAAGAAAACAGAUACGAGACAUGCGACUCUGGUGUGUCAGAGAGCGAGACUGAUGGGUCUCCGUCCAUGUUGUUUGGUGGCCGCAAGCGGCGACGACGACCUGCUCCUCAGAGCGACGUGGACUUCAGGGCAGCAGCACCGGCCAAGAGUGUUAAAUCAAGCAAUUCCUCUCAUCUGUCACGUCACCAAGCCAAGUCCCUGCCCCACUCUGCCGUAUCUUCCCCUCACCACUCGACCUCUCCCUCUCCACAAGCGCCUCCUUCACCAGGAGGACGGACUUUGUCGUCGCUGAAAACUAGCGGCAUUGGGUCCUAUGCUCCUUCGCUGGCAUCUGCCGAGUCAUGUUCAGGUUCUACAAUGUCAAGCGGACGAAGGCAGUACAAUAAGAAUUCGUCAAAAAAACACCGCAGCAAGAAGUCUCAGCAGCAGCAAUACUCGAGCAGCAUCGUGUCUGACUUGUUCGAUGGUCAGCUGAUCAGCUCUGUACAGUGCCUGACGUGCAACAGUAUCUCUGCCAGACGCGAGACAUUUCAGGACCUUAGCCUGCCUAUUCCUAGUGGCGAACUUUCCAUUCCUGCAGAUAAGGAGCACGGCUCAGAUGGUUGGGUAUGGUGGAUGUUUCAGUGGCUUAUGUCUUGGGUGUGGGGUCCUGCAGUUUCUCUUAGCCAUUGCCUUAGUGCCUUUUUCAGUGCCGAUGAACUCAAAGGAGAUAAUAUGUACUCGUGCGAGAAGUGUGGAAAGCUGCGCAAUGGGCUCAAGUUCGCAAAAGUUGUCAAAUUGCCAGAAGUUCUGGUGGUUCAUCUCAAGAGGUUCCGUCAUGAUUACAUGUUCAGUUCUAAAAUCAGUCAGCACGUGGCAUUCCCGCUGUCCGACUUGAAUCUGCAGCCUUACCUCCAUAGGGACUGUGUGAGUGAAGUUUGUCAGUAUUCGCUCUUCGGUGUCAUCUGCCACCACGGUUCAGUAGUCGGGGGCCAUUACACUUCAUUGGCCCAACACCCCAAGACUGGUUCUUGGUUUGAAUUUGAUGACGAGACUGUGUCGUUCGUUAGCCCGGAGUAUGUGCAGCGGUCGCAAGCAUACGUGUUGUUUUACAAGAAGUCAAACCCUGAGGCAGAGAAGCUUCGGGGUCGUGCUUAUGCCCUCAUGCGAUCGCACGCUCUCAAUCAAUCCCUUGUCAAGUUCUACAUUUCUCGUCAGUGGUUCAACAAGUUUCAGUCAUUUGGAGAAUGUGGGCCAAUCGACAACCGGGAUUUCCUAUGUCCUCAUGGUGGCGUGCAGCCUAGGAAAGUCAAUAUUGUGAGUCUUCUUGUAAAGACUGUCAAUGAAAGCCUCUGGGAGUUUCUAAAGGGGCAGUUCGGUGGCGAUCCACCGUGCACAAGGCUCUACACCUGCCCCUUAUGCACCUCCCAACACAAGGAGUUGGUAGCAAGGCAGCGCAUCGAACUCAACACGUUCAAGGUUCUCAACAGUCAAUCCGAUCAAGUGUUCGGUGUGUCGAUGACCUGGUUCAGCCAAUGGGAGAAAUUUGUGUUGGACAAAAGUCACAACCCACCUCCCGCCAUAGACAACACGAGCGUCAUCAAGCAGUACCAACAACGCCAUCACUCCCCUCUGCUUUUCCGCUCAAACUCGGACUACGUUUCGAUCACGGAAGAGUGUUGGAACUUCUUUCAGCACGUAUAUGGAGGAGGUCCUGCCUUUUGUCUUCGACCGCUGGAGCCUGUGAAUCAAUUCAAUCAACAGCAUCACUUGUCUCAAGAUCACGGACAAUUCCAGAGUUCGUUCGUGCACCCUCAAGCAGAGCCUGCUCGAGUUCACUCUAGACAGGCAAAACGAACCCUCCUGGUAGAAGAAGUUCAUACCAGCAGCCGCUCUGGCACUUCAGAUGACGAAAAUUUACUUGCUAGAGCUAGAGUUUCCAUUGAAAAUUUGCCAAACACCCAGUCAAACAACCCUUACACAGCAGCCAAAGAUUGUGCUGUAUCAAAUGACGAUCAGAAUUCUACACCUUUGGUCUGUCAGGAAGGUUCUGAUGCCACAGAUUCAACUGCUUGUGAUGACCCUCCGAGUUUUUCUUCUCGUCUGCCUCUGGUGGAACAGCAAAGUGACUGCGAAUACAACACUGAGGAUGAGCCUGAGGAGACAGGAACGUUCGUUAUCCAGCAAAUUCAGAAUGAAGAACUUAUUGACGGUAAACUGGUGACUGAGAAUGAAGUUUCUGAGCCGCUUUGUGACGAAGUAGUGCUCCCUGCAGUAGGUAACCUGCAGCCGAUUGCCUCAGCGUCAACGUCUCCUCUACUUCUUGAUACCUCAUUGGCUAAAGUAGAUGCUUGUCAAUUGCCUCAGGUAGACGCCCUUCAUUUUUCCGAAGUAUGUACCACUCCAUUGCCGAGAGUAAAGGCCACUCGAUCAUUACCCGAAAUAGAUGCCGCUCCUUCAUUCCCCGAAGUAGAUGAUCCUCGAUCUUUCCCCGAAGUAGAUGCCAAUCUUUCAUUCCCCGAAGUAGAUGCCAACCAACCAUUACUCGAAAUAGAUGCCGCUCCAUCAUUCCCCAAAGUAUAUGUCACUCGAGCUUUCCCCAAAGUUAAUUCCACUACUUCAUUCUCCGAAGUAGAUGCCUCUCCAUCAUUUCCCGAAUUAGAUGCCUCUCCAUCAUUUCCCGAAGUAGAUGCCUCUCCAUCAUUCCCCGAAGUAGAUGCCACUUCUUCAAUCCCCGAAGUGGAUGCCACUCCUUCAUUGGUUGGAGCCAGUGCCACCAACUCCACUGCGUCUUUGGGAAAGGCGUCUCAGACUUCAUUAGUCGAAAGUGAGGUUGUGUCAUCUUUUUUCACUAAGAAAGUCCGUGGCAAUACAGUCAAGGAAACGAAUUUGCAGGAGUGUGUUGCCUCGGAAAGUUCUUUUGAAAACAAACCAAACCUUCGGUCAAACAAACGAAAACACCGGCCUUCUGAUCACACAAAGCCUAGGACUGGUCGCAAGACUAGUAGCGAAUCGUUGCCUAAUGUUCACAAGUAAAUGACGAACUUAUUCAAUCGUCGAAAUGCAAACUAAUAUCCAGUUAACUUAAAUUUGCUUCAGUAGUGCUACAAAUCUAAGUAACUCCAAUUAAUUUUUUUGACAAGUCUCAUGCUACGAGUAUUUUAUUUAAUCAUCCAGCGUAUGCAUAACUGAAUUCGCUCUGUCUGCAGACUAAUUUUUAAUUGGUUCGUUUGGCAAUCUUUGUAAUGAGACUAUCGGUGUUUUUUAGUCAUAGUUCAUUUUCAUCACGAAAGAUAUAUAUUUCUUAGCGCGUGUGUUGGUGUUUUAUUAAUUGUAGAUUUCAUUUUGUAUUCGGAUAGUUUUCAUUAUUUAUGUUAAUAUUAAUAAGGCUGUAUAUUAUCGAGAAGAUAUGAGGUAAUGCCCCCCCCCGUCUCUCAUUUGAGCCUUAUUGCUAAUCAUGGCAGAACACGAUUACUCGCUAUUUAAAAUCCGACUUGACAUUGAGUUAGUGAGAGUGAUCGAUUUAUUUUUCAAUUGCAGUUAUCAGUUGUAUUGUUAACGAUUGAUUUAAAGCAUUUUAAUUCUACAUAUAUGCCUAUUACUUUUGUAAUAAGUUAGUACGUGAUUUGUAUUUUAGGUCAUUCAAACUUUCGUCGUGAAUUACGCAUGGGAGCAUCCAUCAUGAGAAAGUAUUUUCUGUGUUUUUUUUUCUACUGUAGAUGUGUAUUAUUUCUACUUUUAAACUCGUCCGCUUCUGCAAUUGUGGAAGCAAUGUAGUCCGGAUCUCGGAACUUCGGAAUUAUCUAAUGUAUUUUUGUUGCGCGUGAGUCAAACGCAUCGUAGCUAAUCUAUCCAGCAGGUCAUUCCUCUAAUUGGUGUAGACCGUGUAGGUGAAGCCAUGUGAUUUGAGUUUAACACAACUCAUUCGCGAUAAAGCUCAUUGCUAAAUAUAAACUUUGUUGGCA